ACGCUUUAGGAAAGUUCGGGAAUUUAUCGAUCAUCCCUAAGUCAUGUGUUUGCACUCAGCUCAAAGUGCCAGAGUUUGCUGUUCAUUUGCUGUUAAAGCGGUGAAUUGACCGGUGUCUUAUUUUCCCCUUAAACGAGUUAACAUAUAUCGGAUAAUGACUACUCACGAGUUCUUUGUGGAUAUGACAUGUGAGGGAUGCUCUGGUGCAGUGACUCGGGUCCUUAACAAAAUAGAUGUCAAGUUUAACAUUGAUCUUCCUAACAAGAAGGUCUUCAUCGAGUCGGACAAAGACACAGAAGUUCUGCUGGAAACCCUGAAGAAAACCGGCAAAACUGUCACGUACAUUGGUCCUAAAUAGACCAGAUGUUAAACAUUAACUGCCCAUAUGGAACAACAUGUAUUCCUGUCACCCUGUAUGCGUAAUCUCUGUCUCCAUUUCAUUAGUAUUUGUAACAUUUUGUUGGACUUCAUUUGCAUGUUAAAGUUUCACAUUUUCCAUAUUGUACUAAUGAAGGUAUGUAAUCAAAAUGUAACUUGGAAUAACUGAUUUACUAUUCUUCAGCAUUAAGGUCAGUCCAAUUCAGUCCAAUUCAUUUGUAAUGUUUACUUUGGGGACCGGCAGAAGCUGAGAAAAGCUGGUCAUAUGUGAAAUUAAUCAUAAGCUGAUUAACGGAAGUAUUAAUUUCUAAUGCAAAAUUGUCCUAUUGUAACUGCUCUAUAUAUUGGUGCAUUGUACCAGUUCAUUAUGUUGACAUACACUGCUACUGGAUUAUGUAAUAUUUGUGAAUUUAUGGCUUUUACAGGUUUUCACCCUUUGGCUCCUGCUAGUAGAACAUACAUUAUUACAUGUAACCUGAAAAUGUAUGUAAUAUAUUAAACAGCUAAAUGCAGAUAUUUUAGCAAAA
Messenger RNA from Pangasianodon hypophthalmus (striped catfish), 905 nucleotides. RefSeq names its product antioxidant 1 copper chaperone (gene atox1). Gene Ontology annotation, molecular function: metal ion binding; copper chaperone activity. The record is from RefSeq and is a predicted model, not a curated record. Gene Ontology annotation, cellular component: cytosol. NCBI's taxonomy places the organism in Eukaryota, Metazoa, Chordata, Actinopteri, Siluriformes, Pangasiidae. Gene Ontology annotation, biological process: copper ion transport. The transcript has 3 exons. The coding region runs from base 155 to 358 and encodes 67 amino acids.